AUGGCUGGGGAGGAGAGCCUUGAGGGAGCCGUGGGCAAUAAGGGGCAGAAGGCCAAGGACUCCUUCCGAGACAUCGCCAUAUACUUCUCCAAGGAAGAGUGGGCGGAGAUGGGCGAGUGGGAGAAGUUCCGCUACAGGAAUGUGAAGAAGAACUACGAGGCGCUGCUCGCUCUAGGCCUCAGAGCCCCGCGCCCAGCUUUCAUGUGUCACCACAGGCCAGCCGCCAAAGGGCAGGUGGAGGACAGUGAGGAUUCCGAUGAGGAAUGGACCCCUCGGCAGCGGCUCAGACCUCCUUGGGUGGCCUCCAGAGGAGAGCAGAAUAAGCAGCAGAAGGGAAUGCACAGGGCACCACAAGAUAAUGAAUCUAGUUCGAAAGAACUGCCAGCCACAACAAAUUCACUGAGUGCAUGUAACUCAGAGCAGUCAUCCCAGCAGUUCUCGUCACCUCCUGAAAGAGGAAGUGUCCCUGUUCAGCACUCAAGACAGAAACUGGAGCCCAGGAGAAAGGAGGUUGAGGUGAAGAUGUACAGCUUGCGUGAGAGAAAGGACCACGCAUACCAGGAACUGGGCGAGCCCCAGGAUGAUGACUACCUUUAUUGUGAGAAGUGUCAGAACUUCUUCAUUGACACCUGUACAGUUCAUGGGGCCCCGACGUUUGUAAAGGAUAGUCCCAUGGACAAGGGGUGCCCUAAUCACUCAGCCCUCACCCUGCCCCCUGGACUGAGAAUUGGACCAUCCAGUAUCCCUGAGGCUGGGCUUGGAGUCUGGAAUGAAGAGUCUGAGCUGCCACUGGGCCUGCACUUUGGCCCCUAUGAGGGCCAGAUGACAGAAGAUGAGGAGGCAGCCAACAGUGGCUACUCCUGGCUGAUCACCAAGGGGAGGAACUGCUAUGAAUACGUGGAUGGAAAGGACACGUCUUGGGCAAACUGGAUGAGGUAUGUGAACUGUGCCCGGGACGAAGAGGAGCAGAACCUGGUGGCCUUUCAGUACCGUAGGCAGAUCUUCUACCGAACUUGCCGCGCCAUCCAACCUGGCUGUGAACUGCUGGUCUGGUAUGGGGAUGAGUACGGCCUGGAGCUGGGCAUCAAGUGGGGCAGCAAGUGGAAGAAGGAGCUCACUUCAGGGACAGUGAGUCUGAUGGAAAACUUUCUCUUCCAGGAAAACCAAAACCAGAGAUCCAUCCAUGCCCCUCCUGCCCUUUGGCCUUCUCCAGUCAGACAUUUCUCAACCAACACAUGA
Messenger RNA from Echinops telfairi (small Madagascar hedgehog), 1239 nucleotides. RefSeq names its product histone-lysine N-methyltransferase PRDM7. Gene Ontology annotation, molecular function: histone H3K36 methyltransferase activity; histone H3K4 methyltransferase activity; recombination hotspot binding. Lineage: Eukaryota; Metazoa; Chordata; Mammalia; Afrosoricida; Tenrecidae. Gene Ontology annotation, cellular component: nucleus. Gene Ontology annotation, biological process: positive regulation of reciprocal meiotic recombination; regulation of DNA-templated transcription. The coding region runs from base 1 to 1239 and encodes 412 amino acids. The transcript is spliced from 10 exons. The record is from RefSeq and is a predicted model, not a curated record.